AACAAGUUGUGAGUCCAAACAAGUUGUGAGUGCACAUCGGCACAUCUGUGUGGCUAUUUGAAUUUUGCUGGUCUUCUUCUUGCAUGUUUGUCCCUCCCACAUGCUUCUCUCUGUCCUUUGCCACCUCUUUGAUUCACUUCUCAGUUAUGUUGCGCAGACUCUACCGCCGCACCCGUGUCGGAUCCUCCAAAAAUGCACUACUUUUGGAGGAUCCGACACGCACUAAGCCACCCACUUACAUUUUCAGAGAAUCCGAGCAACAUAGCUUCUCAGUUCCGAGUUCUUUUUCUCAACCUAAAUUUAAGCUUUUACUCGCAGCGCAGCAUCAAGUCAAUGGAACACGGUUCAUUUGAAGAUCCAUCAAAAGCGACAUUCUCGUUCACAGAUGAGGACCAUACGCUGGCAAAUGCUGUCCGAUUCACUCUAAAUCAAGAUCCCAGAGUAACAUUCUGUGGUUACAGCAUUCCACAUCCCUCUGAUGCUCGUGUAAACAUAAGAGUUCAGACUACUGGGGAUCCAGCAAGGGAGGUAUUGAACGAUUCGUGUCAGGAUCUAAUGCUUAUCUGCCAGCACGUUAGAGGCACAUUUGAUCAGGCUAUUUCAAAGUUUAAAACCGAAAAAGGUUUGAGCCCUAUGGAUCUCAAGAAAUGAUUUUGACGUAACGUUUAUUUAACCUUUUUAUCCAUGUAAAAUUUUGUCACUUUUUGCAAACACAAGGAGACUUUUAAAUGUGAUUGCUCUAUUUAUUUUGUGCAUAUAUGCACAAAAAGUUACUUUUUGCAGAAUCAUUUUAUCCCGUAAAGAUGUUACAUCAGAUUGUUAGCUAUAAUGCUUAUGCUUUUGUUGCGCAUCAGAUUGUUAGCUAUAAUGCUUAUGCUUUUGUUGCGCACAGUCAACUGUCAAUUGGGUGGUCUUCUUAUCUAUGGCUGUGCAAAUAUCAGCAAGUUGAGGUUCA
Molecule: messenger RNA, 955 nt
Organism: Nicotiana tabacum (common tobacco)
Lineage: Eukaryota; Viridiplantae; Streptophyta; Magnoliopsida; Solanales; Solanaceae
Source: RefSeq, a predicted model, not a curated record